This is a messenger RNA of Rubroshorea leprosula, 852 nucleotides long. Lineage: Eukaryota; Viridiplantae; Streptophyta; Magnoliopsida; Malvales; Dipterocarpaceae. The record is from the annotation of a GenBank genome assembly.
CUUUUUCUUUACAAGCAUUUAAACCUCGCUCGGGGAGGAAAGAAGCGUCAAGAUCAGCCGCCAUGGUGAAGUACUCCAGGGAGCCCGACAAUCCCACCAAGUCCUGCAAGGCAAGGGGCUCUGAUCUCAGAGUUCACUUUAAGAACACAAGGGAGACAGCCCAUGCCAUCAGAAAGUUGCCCUUGGCCAAGGCUAAGAGGUAUCUUGAGGAUGUCAUGGCCCACAAGCAGGCAAUACCCUUCCGUCGUUUCUGCGGUGGGGUAGGGCGUACUGCUCAGGCAAAGAACAGGCAUUCCAAUGGCCAAGGUCGCUGGCCAGUUAAAUCUGCCAAGUUUAUACUUGAUUUGCUAAAGAAUGCUGAAAGCAAUGCAGAGGUGAAAGGCUUGGACGUCGAUGCACUCUACAUUUCACACAUCCAGGUAAACCAGGCUCAGAAGCAGAGGCGUCGUACCUACCGUGCCCAUGGAAGAAUUAACCCUUACAUGUCUUCCCCAUGUCACAUUGAGUUGAUUCUGUCUGAGAAGGAAGAGCCUGUCAAGAAAGAGCCCGAAACCCAGUUGACAGCUAGCAACUCCAAGAAAACUCCCAAGGUCGGUGCAGUGGUCCAUUAGCUUGUAGUCAGCAGAAUUCCAAGUAUGGAGGCUAAUGGUGCUAUCUUAUGGAAGCAGUUUUUCUUUUAAUUCAGAAUAGAAAGAGGUGUUAUUUAGAUAAAUUUGAGAGCUUUUUUUGGUUUUCAAACUAUGUUUAGUACAAUUCUUUGUUAUUAUUGUCUUGGGGAUUUUGAUCCAAUCCAAAUUUCUGUUGAAAUGUUGCAUUUGUGUUGUAGCUUCCUCACGUAUGGAUGAAUCGAUU